GCGAGCAAGGAGAGCAAGCAAGCAGGGAUGGGUGAACCACACUUGUUUUAGUCCCGUUCAGGCUGCGGAGUGAGCGAGCGCCCACUGCGAGAGGGAGGGACGACCCGGCCGGCCGGCGAGUUUCAAGUGGCCGAGCGGAGCUGCGCUGCUGCUGUUGCUGCUGCUGCUCGUAGUGCUGAAGUGGCUCAUUGAGCACCUGAGCGUUCUGUUUCCUGCCUCUUCACCCUCCUCACACAGUCGCUCAAUGUCACCACUUCUACUUUGACUUUGACCCUCGACAAGUGUGGAACAAGUCCCGGGAGCCUUCGACGGAGACAUCUGCGACGCCUCAAUAUGUACCAGGGGCAUUUGCAGCUGGUGAGUGAGCAACAAGAGAGUCGCCCGCUUCUGAGCCCAUCAAUUGACGAUUUUCUCUGUGAGACCAAGUGUGAUGGGCUUUCCCGCCCAGUGACCUCCAACACAGCAGUUUUAUCAUCAACAUUGGACCUACUGGACCUCAGUGAGCCAAGCGAGCAGAGAAACAACAAAGAGAGGAAGAGUCCUCGUUCAUCCAGGAAAGACGAGCAGAACAGUCCGCACAGGAAAAAGACUCCCGAGACAGAACUGAUCCAGGUGGAGGUGGAACAGAGCAUGAGGACACCAGAGAGGGCAACAUUAGACUCCGCUAUCAGUGGUUCACCGUUGGAUAAAUGGGAAGAGUUGAACCCCAACCCUGAGAGAAACGGUAACCGGAAGUGGAAACUGGAGAGGCGGCGUUCAUCAAAAAACUCUUCAAAUGAAUUUCUGUGGUCCAUUGACUGUAAAACCCAAUUAGAGCCAUUGAAUAAGAACUGCGUGGACGCAAACACCAAAGUGGAGCCUGAGUCUGCCCUAGCGUCUCAACUCAACAGGCAGUAUAUUAGUGGAAGACAUGCUCGUCUAACCAAGGAUCAGCGGUGGGGCAGCGCUCUCCUUUCCAGACAUCAGUCCCUUGAAGAGGAGUUUGAGCGAGCCAAGGCUGCUGUGGAGUCAGAUACAGAAUUCUGGGAUAAGAUGCAAGCAGAGUGGGAGGAAUUGGCUCGGCGAAACUGGCUGACGGAGAAUGAGCAAACCCAGAUUCCCUCCACUGUCUCUCCACAUGAGAAGGGUUACUACUUCCACACAGAUAAUCCCUAUAAGGACUUGCCUAAUGCGUUUGAGGAGGGGCUGAAGAAGUCUCGAGAAGGAGACUUGCCAAAUGCGGUGCUGAUGCUUGAAGCGGCAGUCUUGCAGGAUCCUCACGAUUCAGAGGCUUGGCAAGUGCUGGGGACCACCCAGGCCGAAAAUGAGAAUGAGCAGGCAGCAAUUGUCUCCCUCCAGAGGUGCUUGGAGCUCCACCCCAACAACCUCCCAGCCCUCAUGGCCUUGGCGGUGAGCCUGACCAACACGGGCAUGCGUUACGACGCAUGCGAGGCGCUGCUCCGCUGGUUGCGACACAGUCCCAAAUACAAACACCUCCUGAAGGGCAAAAACCAUCUUGUGGGAUCCCCAAACUCCCAGCGCAGGAUGUCUCAUGCGCCCAACAUCGGCAGGCAUGAAAGCUCCAUGCUACCCGACAUCAAGGAGCUCUUCCUGGAAGCUGUCCAGCACAACUCGGACACCGUUGACCCAGACUUGCAGACGGGCCUCGGGGUCCUUUACAACCUCAGUGGCGAGUUCAACAAGGCAGUGGAUGCUUUCAACACAGCUUUGUCAGUGCGGCCCGAGGAUUACUUGCUGUGGAACCGGCUAGGGGCCACGCUGGCAAACGGAGACCGGAGCGAGGAGGCGGUGGAGGCAUACACGCGAGCUUUGGAGCUGCAGCCGGGAUUUAUCAGGUCCCGCUACAACCUGGGAAUAAGCUGCAUUAACCUCGGAGCACACAGAGAGGCGGCCAGCAACUUCCUGACGGCCCUCAGCCUUCAGCGGAAAAGCCAGAGUCGGCAGCAGUCCCACCAAGUCAUGUCUGGAAACAUUUGGGCCGCUCUCAGGAUAGCUUUGUCCAUGAUGGACCAGCCUGAGCUCUUUCAGGCUGCAAACAUCGGUGAUCUGGAUCUUCUCAUGCGAGCCUUUAACUUAGACAUAUGAGUUAUAAUAGCGUAGGGUCGAGCAGAUUUCCU
Messenger RNA from Syngnathoides biaculeatus (alligator pipefish), 2117 nucleotides. RefSeq names its product peroxisomal biogenesis factor 5-like a (gene pex5la). Gene Ontology annotation, biological process: protein import into peroxisome matrix, docking. Lineage: Eukaryota; Metazoa; Chordata; Actinopteri; Syngnathiformes; Syngnathidae. Gene Ontology annotation, molecular function: protein binding. Bases 334 to 2085 code for a protein of 583 amino acids. Gene Ontology annotation, cellular component: peroxisomal membrane; cytosol. The record is from RefSeq and is a predicted model, not a curated record. The transcript is spliced from 14 exons.